CGACCGCGCUAGCAGCGACUUAUCGCAUUCCUGUUAGCAUUUAAACACUCCUCAAUCAAUUAGCCGCGUAGCUAACGACGCUAGUUAGCGUGCUAGCUUGACGGUGCUAACGCCAAGCUAACUAGCGCACGUUUAGUCGUGUCGUUGGGGGAAGUUAAAAAAACUGAAAUGGUAUCUGUGAGGAGCGUGGGUCUUUAAAAACAGCCUUAGCUAACCUACCUCAGUUGAAUGAACCGCUUUGGCUUCAUUUGACUUGACAACAUUGGACAGACCGAAAACGGCCAUAGCAUUUUGUCUUCAAAUCGCACCAGCGGUGUCAUUUUUUAAACUUUUGAGCCAUGCUGAAUAAAAUCUACGGAUGGAUAGAAACGAGCUUUGCCAAUCUCCGCAACGAGGAACCAGCUGCGGAGGACUCCGAUGGAUACCCUGCACCCAGAGAAGCUUUAGUGAGAAGGAAAAGACCCAUUGAAUGUUUGGAGGAUGGGCAUAACAUCCAUCAAGAUGAUUUAGCCAUCAAGAAAUCACGAAUGGGGGAUCUUAUUGAUAGCGUCAAAACUGCGGCUGAAGGGGUUAAAAAUCACAGUACCAGUGUAGCUACAUGGAUGAAGAAAAAUGUAAGUCCAACGUUGAGAAAUAUCUUGCCUACCUCCUCAGAUUCCCCUGCUGGAGAGCCACAUCCGUCAACAUCAGCAGCAGUCUGGACCGGGAGACCGAUUGUUGACAGAAAUUCAUUGGAUGAAACGUUUGCUGCUCCCGCAACAACUUUGGAGUGGAAAACAUCCAAAUCAGAGUCGUUACGCAAUGAGAAGUCCAAUAUGGGAUCAAAAGUUUGUAGGCGACAAGUUUGUAUGAGCACUACACAUCGUGAGGUGCCGAAAACAAAUGGACACUCGUCCAACAUACCCCCUUUCAACCCCAAAGUCCAACCCUCCCCACGUUUAGGCAGGCCCUUUAACCUUCGACCGCAUGGAACUUCAAGUUUGUUUGGUGGAGUCGGAGCAACAAACAGCUUCUGCACCAACAUGUAUGAGAGAACCUUUCCCAUCAAAGUAAUGCAGAGUCCGACACACGGUGCCAUGUCCAGCCGCUUACACAAUAACAGGCCCCACUGCACAGCACAAGAGUCUGUUCGUGAAGAGGAAAAGGAAAUCUACAGGCAACUUCUAACUAUGGUUUCUGGGGGUCAGUCAUCUUUCCAUCACAAUGGAGGCUCGCACACCAUUGUGAGGUCACACAGAGAUUUCACCAGCUUCCUCACCAGCCACAGACGAUUACAGGUCUCCUCCCCAGCUGGGUCAGCUGCAGGAGGAACUUCAGAGGGACCCAGUAGCCCCCUGAGUCCCAGAUGUGUAUCUAGUCAGUCCUCCAGUAACCUUCCCAGCCCAGUGGGAACCUCCAGCAAACCAGAAACCCAAAUGUGGUCUCAAGAUGCAGACUUUGGCUCCAGUAGAGCAGCUCCUUCCCCAUCAGUUCUGCAAGAUAGCACUUCUCAGGACACACAGUCAUCAGCUCAUGAUGGUGACUCUGUAAUUAUUGUAAAUGAUCAAAAAGGCAACCAGCAAGACGGCUCAAAUGUGUCAUGUUUCCAAGCAGAAUUAUGGAUCAAAGAAUUGACUAGCAUGUAUGAUUCUCGGGCAAGAGAAAGACGGAGACAAAUAGAUGAACAGGAAGCACUAGCUGCCCUGCUGCUUAAACAGCGCUUGUCUGAUGAGGGACAUCGAAGCCCAGAUGUGGUGGUCCAUGUCCGAGUUCCGUUGGAGAAAGAGGUUCCUUUGACUCCUCUUGUGAUAGAGAAACAAAAGUCUUUAGAGGAAAAACCAGAGUUUCCUGAACUCACAGAGGAAAUGGACGCUGAGGUGAACAUGGCACUGAUGAAAGGGGGAAGUCCUCAUGAAGUAUUAAGUGAAGGUUUUGGUCUCAGCCUUACAAGAAAAGAUCUGCAAACGCUCAGCAGCCUCAACUGGCUCAAUGAUGAGGUGAUCAACUUCUACAUGAACCUUUUGGUUGAACGCAGCAAGGAUCCCAGCCGGCCUUCGGUCAAUACAUUCAACACUUUUUUCUACCCGAAGCUGCGCAGCAGCGGCUACUCUGCUGUUCGCCGCUGGACCAAAAAGAUGGACAUCUUUGCUAAAGACCUGUUGUUAGUUCCUGUUCACUUAGGCAUGCACUGGUGCCUCUCUGUGGUAGAUUUCCGCAAAAAGUCCGUCAUGUACUUUGAUUCUAUGGGAGGAAGAAAUGAUGAAGCAUGCCAAGUGUUGUUUGACUACCUGCAACAGGAAAGUAAGGACAAAAAAGGCAAAGAACUGGAUACCUCAGGCUGGACUCUGCACAGCAAAAAGCCAAGUGAAAUCCCACAACAGAUGAAUGGCAGUGACUGUGGAAUGUUCACAUGCAAAUAUGCAGAUUACAUUACCAAAGACAAACAAAUCACCUUCACACAGAAGCACAUGCCCUACUUCAGGAGGAGGAUGGUUUGGGAGAUUGUGAACCACAAAUUGUUGUGAUGUCCUGUCUGUGGCCAAGACUUUUUAUAGUCAGUCACCCUGCAGCUCCUAACAAAGACUGAGCUCCCAUCCUCAGGAGGAUCCACUGACAGCAGUCCUUUUUCUGGGACAGACUCGCACACCAGCUCCCCAGACCAGUUGUUUCUGUUCUCAAGGGUCACUAAAGUGCUCUACGGGAUGGUGCUGGAGCACAAAUCACUGCCUCAGUCCCCUGUUUCAGAUUUUUUUGUUUUGUUUUGUUUGAUGCACCAGUAGGAGCAUCAAUAUAGCAGCUAAAACGCAGCAUUUUGUUUUUGCCAGAACAGGUUUUGGAUCACAGUUGCACCAAAAUCAUACUCUGAUGUGUUACAUUUGCUUUUUUUUUUUUCUCAGUUUUCAC
Molecule: messenger RNA, 2883 nt
Organism: Nematolebias whitei (Rio pearlfish)
Lineage: Eukaryota; Metazoa; Chordata; Actinopteri; Cyprinodontiformes; Rivulidae
Gene: senp1
Product: SUMO specific peptidase 1
Exons: 18
Coding region: 339-2504 (721 amino acids)
Biological process (GO): protein desumoylation
Cellular component (GO): nucleus
Molecular function (GO): deSUMOylase activity
Source: RefSeq, a predicted model, not a curated record